Cyclocybe aegerita is the source of this 354-nucleotide messenger RNA. The record is from the annotation of a GenBank genome assembly. Lineage: Eukaryota; Fungi; Basidiomycota; Agaricomycetes; Agaricales; Hemipholiotaceae.
AUGUCUGUGUCUCACAUUGCCAUUGGGACCAUGUUGGCGCCCAUUUGCAAAGAGCACCUUCCUUGUGAUGCCCAGUCCCUCUUCAAAUCUGGCUAUCCAGAAGACCCAACCUCACAUUUCAUGUCUGACCUCUUCCCAUUGGAAGGACACAGAAAGUUCCUCAAUCCAACUGAUUGGACACCCAUUGGACCCUUCCCUCGUGCACUCGACUUCUUUGGUGACGGCAGCCUCUACAUUGUUGACUCCCCUGGGCACCUCGUGGGGCAUGUCAAGAUCCUUGCCCACACGUCGUCCGACAGUGGGGUGAUCUAUCUUGGGUGGAUCUAUCUUGGCGGGGACAGUGCACACCACUGA